Molecule: messenger RNA, 2306 nt
Organism: Centropristis striata (black sea bass)
Lineage: Eukaryota; Metazoa; Chordata; Actinopteri; Perciformes; Serranidae
Product: transient receptor potential channel pyrexia-like
Exons: 17
Coding region: 145-2172 (675 amino acids)
Biological process (GO): calcium ion import across plasma membrane
Cellular component (GO): membrane
Molecular function (GO): protein binding; calcium channel activity
Source: RefSeq, a predicted model, not a curated record
CUGGCUGCUACCAACCAGGACACUGACCAGGUGGACCUUGAGUUUGUUGAUGAGGUGAUCUCAGACGGAGCUGAUCCAAACAGCAGUGACAGAUAUGGACAAACCAUCCUGCAUGAGAUCUCCAGGGCGUGGAGUGUGGAUGUGAUGCAGUUCUUCUUGGACCGGGGCUCAGACCUCCACCAACCGGAUCAGUUUGGAGUCACUGCACUUCACGUGGCCUCUGCACUGGACUACCAGGACAUGGUUCAGUUCCUGCUGGAGCGACAAGCUGAUCCAGAGGCUCGGACUCUUCUGGACCAGCAGAGUCCUCUUCACUUUGCUGCCAAGAAUGAUGCUGUUGGUUCCAUCAGACUGCUGCUAAAGGCCGGAGCCUCCAUCAGCUGUACUGACUACAAACACAGAACCCCACUGCAGCUCGCUGCCAACAUGGAACGAAGUGAAGCAGCUCGGGUGCUGUUGGAGCUUGAGGCAGAGGCAGGGACGAUGGACUCUGAUGGACAACUCUGUAUAACUGCUCUUAUUGGUCGGAUGAGUCCAGUGGCCCAGUUGGCACUCAGUCAGUUCCAUGUGACUGACAGAAUGACCCGACAGCAUUACUACUACCUAAACCUGCUGGAGCCGGAACCACACUCACCUGAGUCCCACCUGCAAGAAGCAGUUCUCAUUGAGCCGACGUCUCCACUGGAGGUGGUAGUGCAGCAGGGGAAACUUGACCUCAUCAUGCAUCCAGUCUUUCUCAAACUGAUCCAGGUCAAAUGGAAACUUUACGGAAGGCUGGGGGCUUGGCUUCUCCUCAUCCUCAACUUUCUGUUCAACCUCUCCUGGACAACGGUUGCCAUUUCCAUGUCCGUGUACCGAGACUCAUCUUAUCGCUACGUCCUCCCACAGGACUGGUGGCGUGUCUUCCUUGUGAUCAUUGCACUCCUGUUGACUCUGGAGGAGGUGCUGAGGGAGGUGCAAGACAUCCUGCGUUCGAGGAGGAAGCGCUGCCUCUGGCGGCGGUGGGCAGAGCGUCAUCUUCAGGAUGACCUGCGCUGCUCUCACCCCAUGUGGCCUCAGGAGAAAGUUUUCCUUUUGGACCAGUACAAACAGAUUCACAGGAUGAGAGGAAGUUAUAGCCGGGACCUAUGGAACGUGUUUGAUUGGCUGGUGUACACUCUGCUGGCGCUGUCAUUCAGCGUCCACAUGGCUGACGUGUUUCGUCCUUCCGUCGUUCUUCACACCAGCAGUCUGCGUCUCUUUUCUGUCACCAUCAUCUUCUUGUGGCUGCGACUGAUGAAGCAUGUCAGAGCCUUUAGGUUGAUGGGUCCAUUCAUUGUCAUGUUGGGAAACGUUGUCGGGGAUGUGAUGCGUUUCCUGUUCCUGUAUGCUGAGAUCUUUAUUCCCUACGCCUGCAGCUUCUGGAUCAUAUUUGGAGGCUCAUCCUCAGUUCCCAGCAUGCAGUCUGUCCCCGGCCUACUGUACAGUCUGUACCGCAUCACUCUGGUGGAUGAGUAUGAGUACACUGCCAUGGUUACGGUGGACAGCGUCAUGGCUCCUCUCCUGUGUGGGACGUUUCUUGCUGCAUCCUCCAUCCUGUGUGUCAACAUGCUGAUCGCCCUGCUCACUGACACCUUCCAGAGGGUGCAUGAUAACUCUAAGGCAAACGCUGUGAUGCAGCAGGCUUCCGUCAUCCUGCAGGUGGAGGACUCAAUGCCCCUCCUCCGCCGUUUCUAUGACAACCAUUACAUCUCCACCCACUGCGCACCUCUGGUAGAUUCCCGAGAUGAUGACAUCAUCAAAACAAAUUCUCGUUACCAUGAUGAGAUGGGCCGCAUCACUGCACAGAUCAAAGAGACUCUGGAUCAAUUCCUGGUUCUGCAGAGAGACGUGGAGACACUAGGAGGUUCUGGUGUCCAUAUGGACGUGAAUCUGCAGAACCAGAACCUCCCAAACCUGGAGCUUCAGGAUCAGAAACUGCAGAACAAUGACCUUCAGAAGCAGAUCCUGCAGAACCAGGAGCUUCAGGACCAGUUCUUGCCAAACCAGGAACUUCAGGACCUAAACAUCCAAAACCAGGAAUCCAACCAGAACCUGUUAAACCAGGAGCUACAGGCUAUCCGAGCAGAGCUGAAACAGCUCCGGGCUCUGAUCCAGCAGAGUCUGGUUCAGAUUGGGACGGACUCAGGUUAACAGAUCUGAAUCUGAACGGAGAUCAAACCUGACUGAUUUGUGAACCUGAUCAGACCUGAUUAGACUGGAUCAGAUUGGAAUGUUCUGAGUCUCUAAACUCUCAGUAAUGUAAAAUAAAAUGAAAUAAUAACAAA